AUGCCGCGAAAUCAGCAGAAGCCGCAAAAGCCGGCGCAGCCGCAAGAGCCGCAGUUCCACGACCAGCCAGUAGCGCAUUCGGGCAUCCAUUCGCAGCCAGAGAUCCAUUCGCAGCCAGAGAUCCAUUCGCAGCCAGAGAUCCAUUCGCAGCCAGAGAUCCAUUCGCAGCCAGACGUGCAGUCCCAGGAAACUCUGCUCGACGAGGAUCCGGGCAUGCAGAAUAUGGAGGCCAGCAAGUCCAAACGACGCGAGUACAAUCACCGUAACUAUGGAGAGCUAACUGGUCUUGGGACCAGCAAGAGUAACAACUUGAGAAAGUUUGCGAAGGCAGCUUCCAGGUCUCAACAUCCCCUUACCAACGAUCAAGCCCUUCUAUCCAAAACCAAAAUCUCACAGUGUGAUAUUGUACAAAAACCCUGGAACUGCCGAUUGAAGUUAUAG
Messenger RNA from Penicillium manginii, 441 nucleotides. RefSeq lists its product as uncharacterized. Lineage: Eukaryota; Fungi; Ascomycota; Eurotiomycetes; Eurotiales; Aspergillaceae. The transcript has a single exon. Bases 1 to 441 code for a protein of 146 amino acids. The record is from RefSeq and is a predicted model, not a curated record.